Fomitopsis serialis is the source of this 3696-nucleotide messenger RNA. RefSeq names its product beta and beta-prime subunits of DNA dependent RNA-polymerase. The coding region runs from base 1 to 3696 and encodes 1231 amino acids. Gene Ontology annotation, biological process: DNA-templated transcription. The transcript is spliced from 11 exons. Gene Ontology annotation, cellular component: nucleus; RNA polymerase I complex. The record is from RefSeq and is a predicted model, not a curated record. NCBI's taxonomy places the organism in Eukaryota, Fungi, Basidiomycota, Agaricomycetes, Polyporales, Fomitopsidaceae. Gene Ontology annotation, molecular function: DNA binding; ribonucleoside binding; DNA-directed RNA polymerase activity.
AUGCCCGACGGCUCAGGGCCCCCUGACUCCGUGCUCAAAGCGGGCGGUACAUUCGACACGCUCGCUCGCGAACGUCGCUUCAAGAACCCUCCGAAGGACAGUGCUGCUGUACCUAUCCUCAAUGAAUUCGUCACUCCCCAUCUUGAAUCUUUCAAUGCUCUUUUUGAUGACUCUGGACUUCCGCCCGGUGAUAGUGACGGCCGUGGACUACUCUCCUUGAGCAUCAAGGACAUUGGCGAGCGCGUGGUCUUCGACGGAAAGGGAGAAAUUGGGUCAGAGAGUGGUCCGUCUGGCUGGGGUAACCGUCUCAGCAUAUGGUACGAGGCCGUAACGGUGGGCCGCCCUCAGGUACCGGAGAAGGACCAGCAAGUCAGGGACAACAAAGUGUAUCCGUCCGAGGCACGAGAGCGUCUCACUUCCUACCGCGGACGCAUGAUGGUCAAGCUAUGCUGGAAGGUCAACGAUGGGCCUUUGGAGGUUGAGACCAAGGACUGUGGGUUGCUGCCCGUCAUGGUCCGAUCCGUGCGCUGCAACCUCCGAGGUAUGUCCUCCGCGGACCUCGUGAAGAAACACGAGGAACCUGAAGAGUUCGGCGGUUACUUCAUUGUCAACGGCAACGAACGUCUCAUCCGCUACCUUAUUCUUCCUCGGCGACACAAUGUCAUCGCACUCUCGCGUCCCUCUUUCGUCAACCGUGGACCGUCCUAUACACCAUAUGCUGUCCAGAUCCGCUGCGUACGCCCAGACCAGACGAGCGUCACGAAUAACCUUCACUACCUCUCCAACGGCAGUGCAAUGCUCCGUUUCUCAUGGCGGAAACAGGAAUAUGUCGUACCGAUCAUGCUCAUCCUCAAGGCACUCGUCUCCGCAAGCGACAAGGAGAUCUUCGAGGGCGUCAUGAUGCAGGACUACGGGGAUACGUUCCUGGCGGACCGAGUAGAGCUCUUGCUGCGUAGCUUCAAGAUGUACAGCUUGAGGACUGGCGACCAAUGUCUUGAGUACCUUGGCAACAAGUUCCGCGUCGUGCUUAACAUGCCGGAAGACUGGACGAACAAGGCAGUCGGUGUCUGGCUCAUCAGCAAGGUCGUCCUAGUACAUUUGGACACUCCUCGCGAGAAGUUCCGUAUGCUGCUAUUUAUGUUACGGAAGCUGUACGCCGUGGUGUCGAAGUCGUGCUGCAUCGAUAACCCAGAUUCUCCUCAGCACCAAGAAGUCCUUCUCCCCGGUACACUGUAUGGGAUGAUCAUCAAGGAGCGCCUGGAAGAGGCAUUGAACAACUUCGCUAUGUCAGUACGGCAAGAUGUCAACCGGUCAGAAGCAUCUGUAGACUUUUUUGAUAAACGCUACAUCAAGAAAGUCCUCGCCCGCACCAACCUUGACAUUGGCGCCAGAAUGUCAAAUUUCCUUGCGACUGGCAAUCUCGUAUCACCUACUGGUCUUGACUUGCAACAGGCCUCCGGUUUCACUAUUGUCGCCGAAAAGCUGAACUGGCAACGAUACAUUAGUCACUUCAGGUCAAUCCAUCGUGGCGCCUUCUUUGCCGAGCUGAAAACGACGACUGUCCGAAAGUUGUUACCAGAAGCUUGGGGAUUCCUUUGUCCCGUCCAUACUCCCGAUGGAUCUCCCUGUGGACUCCUCAACCAUCUCUCCCGCACUUGCCGCAUUGUCACCGCUCCCCUCGCUGUCAACCACAUCCCUGCCCUGCUCGCUUCACGCGGCAUGACCCAAGCUUUCACAACCUCCGUCGACGGCCGGCGCAACCUUUGCGUCCAGCUCGAUGGGCGGGUGAUCGGCUGGGCGUCUCAGAAAGUCCUAGAGAACCUCGCGAAGGACCUCCGGAUAUGGAAGACGGAGGGCAAGCACAACGUCCCGCUGGAUCUCGAGAUUGGGUUGGUGCCCGUGUCGCAGGGUGGGCAGUACCCUGGUCUUUAUCUGUUCUCGUCGAGAGCGCGGAUGAUGCGCCCUGUGAAGUACGUUGCGAACGGGAGAGACGACCAGGUUGGCUCGUUUGAGCAGGUGUACAUGGAUAUCGCAUGUACGCCCGAAGAGAUCGAGAAGGGUGUAUCGACGCAUGUCGAGCAUGCCCCAACGAACUUCCUGUCAAUACUGGCGAACCUUACCCCAUUCUCUGACUUCAACCAGAGUCCAAGAAACAUUUAUCAAUGUCAGAUGGGUAAACAGACCAUGGGUACACCAGCCACCGCCCUGCGCCACCGGACAGACAACAAGCUCUACCGUCUACAAAGUGGUCAGAGCCCCGUCGUCCGACCACGAUUGCACAACACCUAUGGUAUGGAUUCGUUCCCGAACGGCACCAACGCCGUUGUGGCUGUCAUCUCCUACACUGGUUACGAUAUGGAGGACGCUAUGAUCCUGAACAAGUCAGCGCACGAGCGAGGGUUUGCUUACGGUACGGUGUACAAGUCGUACACCGUAGACCUGAAGGAAGUGCCAGGAGCCUCUUCACGCAACUCAGCUGCAACCACGUUACACUUCGGGCUGGGGUAUGAGAUUAGGACUGUGGGCGAGAAGUCGCAUCCUGUUGCCGAGUUCUUGGACGAUGACGGCCUCCCGUUUGUCGGCGUCAGGCUAUCCCCUGGCGAUCCCAUUGCCGCCUACAUAGACGACACGACGGGACGGACGAAGUUCGUGAAGUACAAGGGCGAUGAAAUCGCAUAUGUCGAUUCGGUUCGUCUCCUAGGCUCUGAUGCUGGUGAUUCAGAACUUCAGAAGGUCAACAUGACGUUGCGCAUCACGCGUGCUCCGGUCAUUGGUGACAAGUUCUCGUCUCGACACGGUCAGAAGGGUGUCUGCUCACAGAAGUGGCCGGCCGUCGAUAUGCCCUUCACGGAGAGUGGGAUGCAGCCCGACGUCAUUAUCAACCCCCAUGCCUUCCCCAGUCGUAUGACGAUUGGCAUGUUAGUCGAGAGUAUGGCGGGCAAGGCUGGUGCUAUGCAUGGCCUUGCCCAAGAUGCAACCCCCUUCCAGUUCACCGAGGAUGACACUGCUGUAGAAUACUUCGGAGAACAGCUCCUCGCCGCCGGGUACAACUAUCACGGCAACGAGCCAAUGUACUCCGGUAUCACUGGGCAAGAAUUCGCCGCCGACAUCUACAUCGGGGUCGUGUACUACCAGCGCUUGCGGCACAUGGUGCUUGACAAAUUCCAGGUGCGAACGACAGGGCCCGUCGAUCCCCUCACGCGGCAACCGGUCAAGGGCCGUAAGCGUGCAGGCGGUAUUCGGUUCGGCGAGAUGGAACGUGAUGCUCUGAUCGCGCACGGCACCUCGUUCCUGCUGCAGGACAGGCUCAUGAACUGCUCUGACUACUCGACGGCAUGGGUUUGCAGGACAUGCGGUAGUCUGAUCUCACUCGGGUACGAGGACGUCAGCUUGGGUGAGAUAGUCGUAGGAUCAUUGGACAAACUGAAGCCUACCGGACCAGGGGGAGAGUACUGCAGAGUAUGUCGGGCCGCUGCGGAGGAAGAGGACGCGCGAGCGAGACAAGCCCUAGCAAAUGGCCAGAACGGACGGAUAUCUGUGCAGGGAGACCUCAGGGUCGCCAUCUCCUCACAGCACGUCCUGGGACCUGCCUCGAAAGGUGGAGACUUGGACAUCGUCGCCGUCCCAUAUGUCUUCAGGUAUCUGUGUGCAGAGCUAGCAUCCAUGGGUAUCGCGAUUUCUCUCGAGGUUCACUGA